Molecule: messenger RNA, 594 nt
Organism: Quercus lobata
Lineage: Eukaryota; Viridiplantae; Streptophyta; Magnoliopsida; Fagales; Fagaceae
Product: protein DMP4
Exons: 1
Coding region: 1-594 (197 amino acids)
Biological process (GO): endomembrane system organization
Source: RefSeq, a predicted model, not a curated record
AUGGCUGAACCAUCUUUUUCACAAACACACCCACCACCAAACCAUGGCUCAAACCAUCCUGUCCACAAGACUCUAGCCAGUGUAGCCAACCUUGCUAACCUUCUACCAAAUGGCACUGUCCUUGUAUUUCAAGCACUCACACCUUCAUUCUCCAACAAUGGCUCUUGCCAACUUUCCAACAAGUGCCUCACUGCAUGCAUCAUUGUAUUUUGCGCCAUCUUUUGCUUGUUAUCCACAUUCACCGAUAGCUUCAUCAACAAGGACGGAAAGCUUUUAUACGGAAUCGCCACGUUCAAAGGCCUUUACUUGUUCAACUACAAUAUUGAUCGUGAUCAUCAGGACAUGAACAGGUUCAAACUCAGCUUCAUAGAUUUUGUUCACGCCUUUGUAUCGUUGUUGGUGUUCACGGUAUUUGCUCUUAGCAACUCCAAUGUGCAAAGUUGUUUCUUUCCUGGAGCUGGAGCUGAUGAGAAUGCAUUGAUGAUGAAUUUGCCUUUAGGAGCUGGGAUAUUGUCAAGCUUUCUGUUCACAAUUUUCCCAACCAGACGCAGAAGCAUUGGGUAUGCAGACAUGACUGGGUAUGCAGACGUGUGA